CAAGCUCACGGCUUCGUUGUGGUAUCAACUGUAAUUGCACACAUUUCAUUUUUUGUUGAUUUUAGACAAAAUCCAAGUUAAAAAAGUCACUCAAUUUUUCUAAAUCUCCCGCAAAAGUUUUCCAGAGAGUUUUCAGUUCGAAAAAAAGUAACAAGUCGACAAACAAAUAAAUUUUUAGUUUUCUUGUUUAGUUCGUGAGUGUGGAAAAAUUUGAGAUAAGCAGAAAUAUUUUUUCCGGACAAUAAAAUUUCCACGUGUUUCAAGCAAUAAUUUGAAGAAAUUUGUGAUAUUGGUUUUCGGAAGAUAAAUUUCUCGUUGAUCUAUAAAAGAGAGUAAGAAAAAGUCAUCAGUGAAAAUGGCAACAUACGCAACUUUCAAGCAUGUUGAACUGUACAAUGUUGGGAAUACGAAAAAGAGGGUUCUCAAGCCACCAGGCGGUGGAACAAGUGACAUUUUUGGUGGAGAAUCAUCCGCUGAGACACCGAGAUCAUCCAAAAACCGCAUGGCAUCGAAUAUCUUUGGCGAAACAGCAGCUCCAGUCUCCAAGAAUGUUCAACAAGGAAUCUAUAGAUACUUUUUUCUUGGCGAUAGGCCACGUGCUGUAGUGGACUCGCACAAUCGUCUCUUUGGUGAACCCCAACGCAUGCAGACACCAAUGAGGGAUAGAAUGAGGAGCAAUAUCCCAAUUGGGGAUGCCAAAGGGAUGAAUGGGCAUACAAAUGGACACUCUGGCGCCACGACGCCCAAGACCAAUGGACACAGUGUCAACGGUGGUAGUAGCAAAAUCGUGGAGAAUGGCGUGGAACACACUAACGGGACAAAAGCGGGCCCCUUCUUGAGGAGAAGAAAGCCUGAUGACAGUCCCUUCUUGGUGUCAUCUCGUUCCACAGCAUCUAAUGCUUCCAGUCCAAUGUCGUCCGCAUCGACAAGAUCAGGAAAUUCUUCCACAUACACCAAGCAAUUAUUUGGUAAUGAUUGCUGUGACAUGAAUGGUGGCUCCUACAGAACCAAGUUCACACCAAGAAACCCUGUGACCGGUAUGGGGCUCAAUGAGCCAAUGAAUCGUAUGAGGAAGUUGGCAAGCAAUCGAAGAGAAGGAAAUCCAGUGACUGGAGAAGGUUAUAAGCCAGCUGGAACGGAAAUCAAUACAUCGAUCCCAUGCUUGAAUGGCGCAAACCAAGUUAUCAACAAGAACAGAAUCCCUCCCGGUGGAUUUUCUUCCGGACUUUGGUAGAUGAAUUGCAUGUGUCUGAUACAUACAACACACAACACACAUAUGGCGAAAGGAAGUGGGAUUUAUCAGAUAUAUUUGCCUUGAUGGCAAAAAUAAUGAGAUGAUUAGGAAGAGGAUGUUUUUUUGUCGUGAAACACUUUCCAAUAUUGUUCGACCAUUUCUCUAUAAAAUAUUGAAGACACAAUCUCUAAAAAAAAUCACAAAGAUUGAUUAAGAAAAACUCAAUGAAUUUGGAUAAUUUCUCCCUAAAAAAAAAAGGGAUUAAAAUUUUAAAAAAAUGUAUUUAUUGCGAUGAAGAGAAAUGCAAAUUAUAUGUACUUUUGAAUUUUAUUUUUGCAAUUUUACUUCUUAAUUUUUCUCUUAAUGGUUUGAAAAAUCACAAUUUGCAUGAAAUAAAAAAAAAUAACGACUGCAAAUAUUCUUUUUUACAAACGUAAGCAUAAUUUUUACAUUUUUCUAACAUUUUGCAGUAAGUUUUUUUUUCGUCACGUGUUUUCAUUUUAUAUAUAUUUUUUUAUAUUAGCUUUUUACAUUUUUUUUUGUCUAUUUAUUGCUUUUCAGCGUUCACCAUAGUGGUGAAAAUAAAAUUAUAAGAAAAAUAAUAAAAAAAAAAGUUGGAUCGAAAAGAAAAAUUUUCAAAUGAAGUAAAAAAUUCCACAAUUUGACGUAAAUUCAAUCUUCCCCCCUUAAAAUAAAAUGAAAAUCUUGUAAUAUGAAAUUGGAUAUUAGUAGACACAUUUCAUAGAUGGAAUAAAAAAUAUUCAAUGAGAAAAUAAAAAAACUCCAUGGUAGAAGAUGAAUUUAGCAAAUAAUCUUAUAUUUUACUAACAUUUGAAAUAUUUACAUAAUACUAUAUAAGUGUCAUUUGUAUUAAUUAAAUGAUAACGCGCGUAGAUAAAAGAAAUUGAAGAAGGAAAAAGUUUAAUAACCGUUGAUAGUAAAAUGAAGAAUUAAAGUAAAUAUUCAAGAAGAGGAUUUGUAGUGUGUAGACUGUUUCCAAUAUAAUGAAUUAAAAAAAAAACAAAUACAUAAGAGUAAUAAAUAAAAACAAACAAAAAACACGAUAAAAUGAAGAAAAAGAAGCAUUAAAAAAUUAUAUAUUGUGAUUGACUAUACAUUUUAGUCAAAAUUCAAGAGAAACUUUCUAUCUCGUUGGAAAAUUUCCUAAAAAAAAAAAGAUUAUUUGAUGAAUAAAAUUCAUUUGAAAAUUAUUUUUGAUUGUCUGCGGAGAUUUUGUAGUAAAACCAUGAAAAUAGAAUAUUAUCUAAAUUAUUACCAACCAAGCUUUUUCUUAAUGAACUAAAAAAAUAAAUAAAAUAUUAGCCAUCAUUUAAAAAAACUUUUAUUUCCCAAUUUUUUGUGGUUCUAGUAGGAAAUCUCCGUGAGAAAUAUGAAAAUUGGAGUGGCCUUUGAAAGAAGAAAAAAAAAGUUUGAAAAUUAAAAUAUUCAAAUAAAUUGAAAAUUGAAUGGACAAAAAUAGAAAGAAAUGUGCCUUUUUCUUCUAUAAAAAAAAAGAUACGAAAAAUAGAUUGAUGAGCAAGAAUUGAAAGAUAUUUCCAUUAAAAAUGCCACAGAUUUUGGUUCUUAAGCAUUUUUCAUUGUAUUUUAGUUUUGACGUAUAUAAUUUUUUUGAUUUAAUAUACAGAAAAUCUUAUAAAUUACACGAGAUAAUUAUAUUAAUAAAAACUUAAAGAGAAGGAAAAUCGGAGUAAAUAAAAAUGUCUAGAGCUGAAAA
Lutzomyia longipalpis is the source of this 2969-nucleotide messenger RNA. RefSeq names its product microtubule-associated protein Jupiter (gene Jupiter). The record is from RefSeq and is a predicted model, not a curated record. NCBI's taxonomy places the organism in Eukaryota, Metazoa, Arthropoda, Insecta, Diptera, Psychodidae. Gene Ontology annotation, cellular component: nucleus. The transcript has 9 exons. Bases 356 to 1234 code for a protein of 292 amino acids.